AUGGCGGGCUCACACGGGCCACUCCAGUUCCACUUUGGUGACGAUGCCCCCGGCGUGCACUGCCACUCUCUCACUUCUGGACUGGUGUGUCAGGUUGUGACAUGGAGGCACUUUGGCCCAGUGGCUCAUGUGCGCUUGACUUACAACAGUGACACUUGGGAACACACCAUGGAUGUGAUGAUCAGCUACACAGGAGUCACUGAGUUUCUCCUUCUGGGAUUCUCUGAGGACCCAAGGAGGCAAAACCUUAUUGGAUUCCUGUUCCUUGUGGCUUACCUAGCAGCCCUGUUAGUAAAUGGACUCAUAAUCAUCGUCAUUACAUCGGACCCUCGGCUUCACACCCCAGUGUAUUUCUUCCUGAAGAACCUGUCCCUCAUAGAUCUCUGCUACAUUUAUGUCACUGUUCCAAAAGUUUUUCUCAACUCCCUGAUGAACAGGAACACAAUAUCUUUCCUUGGAUGUGUUUCCCAGGUGGUGUUCUUUGCAGGUUUUGGUGCUACUGAAUUGCUUAUUCUCACAGUGAUGUCCUAUGACCGCAACGUGGCCAUCUGCCACCCGCUGCACUGUGAGAUCAUCAUGAGCAAGGGGGCCUGUGGGCAUAUGGUGGUGGCUUCAUAUGUCAGUGCAUUGGUUUAUGGAGCCAUGCAUGCUUCAGUGACAUUUUCAACAAAUUUCAAUUCCAAUAAAAUCCACCAUUUCUUCUGUGAUAUCCCUCAGAUUAUGGUGAUCUCAGACCCCAAAAUGAACAUAGAUGAAGCUUCAGUGUCAUUAAUAGUUGUAAUUAUGACAAUAAUAUGUUUCACCUCCAUUUCAUAUUCCUAUGUCAACAUCUUCUCUGCUGUCUUGAAUAUCUCCUCCAAGGAGGAAAGGUCCCAAACCCUGUCCACAUGCAUCCCUCAUCUGGUGGUUGUGGCGCUGUUCACUUUCACAGGUGCCUUGGCCUACUUGAAGCCACCCUCCUCCUCUCAGACCAUCCUGGACCUCCUUUUGUCUGUGUCUUAUACUGUGUUUCCUCCAAUCAUGAACCCCAUUAAAUACAGCCUGAGAAAUAAGGAUAUGAAGGCAGCUCUGGAAUGA
Messenger RNA from Manis pentadactyla (Chinese pangolin), 1077 nucleotides. Its product is annotated as putative olfactory receptor 14L1. Gene Ontology annotation, molecular function: G protein-coupled receptor activity; odorant binding; olfactory receptor activity. Gene Ontology annotation, biological process: G protein-coupled receptor signaling pathway. Bases 1 to 1077 code for a protein of 358 amino acids. The transcript is spliced from 2 exons. The record is from RefSeq and is a predicted model, not a curated record. Gene Ontology annotation, cellular component: membrane. NCBI's taxonomy places the organism in Eukaryota, Metazoa, Chordata, Mammalia, Pholidota, Manidae.